Messenger RNA from Adineta steineri, 1137 nucleotides. The record is from the annotation of a GenBank genome assembly. Lineage: Eukaryota; Metazoa; Rotifera; Eurotatoria; Adinetida; Adinetidae.
AUGAUCUUCAUCUUGUUCUUUUUAACUCUUCAACAUUUUGUUUAUAGUGAAGAUAUCUGCAGUUCUGUUUACUGUGGUUCAGGGACAUGUAUAGAAACAGAAAGUCCAACUUUACCAUACUAUUGUCAAUGUCAAAAUGGUUCAAAUACGAUUUUACCAUGUCCAUCUGCAGAUCCAUGUUCACAAAAUCCAUGUGGUUCAGGUACAUGUGAAGUAGUACCAAAUUUACUUUAUGGUUACGUAUGUCGAUGUGCUGAUGAUACUGUAUCAUUAACAAGUUGUAACGUUACUCAUAGUCCAUGUGCAUCAAGUCCAUGUAUCAAUGGAGUAUGUAUUGAAGGUUUAACAAGUUUUAUUUGUAGUUGUUUACCAUCAUGGACAGGAAGAUUAUGUGAUAUAACAUUAGAUUUAACUUGUUCAGAUAAUCUGUGUGAUACAGGCAAAUGUUUUCAAAUUAAUGAUCCAUUAUUUCCAUAUGUAUGUUUAUGUGAAAAUGGAGAAUUUGCUAGAACAUGUCAAAAAACUACGACAUAUCCAACAACUACUCCUUCAAUCAUUACAACUAUGAAUUCUAUGUCAGAUAUGUGUAGUCCACUGAAUCAGGACGACUGUUUGAAUGGUGGUGAAUGUCUUCCAACAAUAAAUGGUUAUCAAUGUCUUUGUACGACAGGUUUUAGUGGAAGCUUUUGCGAAAUAAAAACCAGUGCAUGUGCAUCAUAUCCUUGUCUUAAUGGUGGUAUUUGUUAUGAUCUUCAAUCAUCUUAUAUAUGUGGUUGUACGGAUGGUAGUUUUCGAUCACAAUGUUUACCAACUAUAGCAGAUAAUAGUUGUCAAGACGUUCAAUGUUAUAAUGGUGGUACUUGUCAAGAAAAUUCAACAGAUCCUUCUAAGUCAGCUUCAUGUUUAUGUAAGAAUGGAUACACAGGACAAUUUUGUGAGAUCGAAUAUUUUCGAUGUCGAUCCAAUGGUCGUUUUACAGAUCAAUAUAAUUGUGCCAAUGGAAAAUAUUUUGAAUGUGUUCAUUAUGAAGAUGGAGUAAAUCCAGAUGGUAGAUUAUUAAGUCGAAAUUGUCCUGCAUCACUUCGAUUUAAUGCUAUUAUGGAUCGAUGUGAUUAUCCAAAAAAUGUUAAAUGUUAA